GGCGCCCGCGGAGUCCCAACCGGAGAAAAACAAAGCCUCGGAUAACAACAAAACUAAUAUUUUACAGCUAAAUAUGCCCGGGAAUCCAUUUUGACGAAGCGAAACCUCUUCGACCGAGCUAUCCGCGGUGUUUUUCGUCACUCUCCGAGGCCUUUUCGGCGAGGUUGUUUAUCUGUAGUAAGGGGUGACUUGAAACCGCCCUCCCUUGCCCCAUUUCCUCGGUUGUUUUCCUUCUCUCGCCUGGAUUCUCCAUGUUGUUGGUGCAAAAGUGAGGACUUCGCAGCGACAGGAGAGGGGGGCUGCUCAGCGAUAUUACCAGUAAUAGUAAUGGUAAACCCGAGACGACAGAGCUGACAGAAUCGCAAAUAGCCUUCUAAAACAUUUCCAAGUGCCUUGCCCCCUCCCCAGGCGGACCGAGACAAGAAGCGAGGGGAAUAAAGAAACACUGGAACAAGAUAAAUCCUACUCGCAUCCAGGAUUGUAAAGGCGCGCCUACGGAUGACAAGUUACCUCGGCGAAUAAUUUAGUUAACUUGUCAAUAAAACCUAAUGAAGGCUGCCCAUCCUUGCUCGGGGAAAGGAUUUGAGGAUUUUGAGGGCUCUGUGAUUGUCAGAUGGAAAGUUCUAUUAUCACCCAAGUGCAGAAAGAAGACGUUCAAGUGUCACCGAAAACAGGCCAGGUGAGCCGGUCCUCCCUGAAACAGCCUCGGAGUUGUAACAUCUUCAAAGCACUCUUCUGUUGCCUCCAAGCUCAGGAUGGCCCCAAACCACCACCACCACCACCACCACCUUCCCAGCAUGCCUUGCUGGAGUCACAGGAAAAUGGGGAGGUUGUCAAGCAAUCUGAGCCCAGCCUGUUGCCAGAGGUGAAGGCCCAGGACCAAGGGAAGAUAUGUGUGGUCAUAGACCUGGAUGAGACCCUGGUGCACAGCUCAUUCAAGCCUAUUAGUAAUGCAGACUUCAUCGUGCCUGUGGAGAUAGAGGGGACCACACACCAGGUGUAUGUACUGAAGAGGCCAUAUGUGGACGAGUUCCUGCAGAGAAUGGGAGAGUUGUUUGAAUGUGUUCUGUUCACGGCUAGUCUUGCCAAGUAUGCAGACCCCGUGACGGACCUGCUGGACCAGUGUGGUGUGUUCAGGGCUCGGUUAUUCCGGGAAUCUUGCGUCUUCCACCAGGGCUGCUAUGUCAAAGACUUGAGCAGGCUGGGCAGAGACCUCCACAAAACCCUCAUCCUGGAUAACUCUCCUGCCUCUUAUAUCUUUCAUCCUGAAAAUGCUGUUCCUGUGGUGUCGUGGUUUGAUGACGUGGACGAUGCUGAGCUGCUCAACCUUCUGCCUGUGUUUGAGGACCUUAGUCAAGCUGACAAUGUUUACACUCGGCUGGACCAGCUACGAGGACCUUAGCUCAGAAAUUCAGGAGGAACCUGCUCAACUCCUUUUGAAGCUACAGCCGGACACCUCCUGAUCUGCAACAGUCCCACAAGUACAGGAUAGAUACUCUGGUUGAUUUUCCAGACCACGCAAAUAUUCUGCUCAGAAAAUUGUAUUAGUAUAGGGUUAUGGAAAUUCUGUGUCUGGAAAACUUAACAUAGUGUCUUUGGUUUGACUGCAGUCUGAGGCUUUUCAUCUGACCCUCAGUGCUGACUGGUAUUGAAACCACUGAUUGAAAACACUAUCAGAAAGAGUGGGAAGCAACAACCAAAGCAGUCCAGAAACAAUCACUCCAGUGAAUAUUAAAAUGGUUCUUUUGCCAAAGCAGAAGCCUGCCUACCCUGACUUGACUUUGGGACAUUGUUGUAUUAUUGUGCCUUUAAGGAACAACAAAAAACAUCAGCUCAUUUUAAAAAAAAAAAAAAAAUUCCAACAGGUUUUUAUAAAUUUUUUGUCUUUCAUUUUUCUAGUUUCUUUUUUAUUGAAAUCUAUUUUUAAACGGUAAACAUGGUUCUUCUAUGCAACCCAGUUCCGUAAUGACAUGGACAAUACCUCUUAUUUAGCCAGUAAUUGCAUUCAACAGAUCUAAGCAUCAGCCUUAUUUAAAUGUAAACGAGCAGCAAAACAAAGUGUAUCUUACUUCUUUGUACUGUACUGUAAAGAUAAUCUUUUCUAUAAAACAUGCAACAUGCAGUACUGGUGGGAUUGGGAUUUGACCACAUUGGCCUGGGGUGAAGCAAACGGGAUUAAAUUCUUCUGGUCAUUUGAAAGCAGACACACUGGAAAACCUGCGUGGCACAUAGGAUGGCCGUGAAUGCCACUUUUUUUUUUUCAGUCCAGGUUAAGUCUAAUAACUCAUUUGUCCUUAUGUUUCUCUUUCAUCACUAAAUGACAAAACUUGCACUUGUUUUAUAUUGACAGUGCUAGAGGUGACAACUGUGCCUUGAAAUUUUUUCGGACAGAGAGCAGUGCUCUGUCUGCACAGAGUUUUGUAGCCGAGGCCUACACACUCUGAUGUGUCAUGCUGAGCGUGAGAAAACACUGUCAACAUCAAGUGUAAUGCCAUGUGGCUGUGGUACAUGCAGUGCAACACUUGAAAAUGUCAUCGGUUUUGAUGAAUAUUUUGUACUGUUUUGAGUGUUUUGUCUGUAUUUAUUGGCCAAUACCUGUAUUGUCCAGUACCUCUUACUGCUGAACAUUUUGGAUUGUAAUCUAUUUGCCUACCUUGUUGCUGGUCUGGUGUUGAACUAACCAUCUAGUUUUGUUGUGCCUUCCAGUAAUUUAUGUUAAAUGAUGAUACCAGCUGUUAAGAAUGCUGUCAAAGUUCAGACAAUUUUUUUUAAAAUUACAGAAACAAAUAGACCUAAAUCCAAGAUGCAUUCAGUCAUGAAAAAACACACCAUAAAAUCAUCUGUGUUUUCAUCAGAAUUUUAUAAGGACAGAGAUUUGGUGGGCUAGGUUGGCUCUUGAGUAAUAUCAAGAUUAUUACUACGAUGUUAAUGUUUGAUGCAAUGAUUGCCUGCAUGUUGAGACCACUAAACUAUGAAAAUGUACCAGUUAUGAAUGACCAAAAGUGUUUGUUAAAGACAGUGAUGAUUUUGUCUGCUUUUGUCUCUCAGAAUAAAUAAAAAAA
Molecule: messenger RNA, 3062 nt
Organism: Myripristis murdjan (pinecone soldierfish)
Lineage: Eukaryota; Metazoa; Chordata; Actinopteri; Holocentriformes; Holocentridae
Gene: ctdsp2
Product: CTD (carboxy-terminal domain, RNA polymerase II, polypeptide A) small phosphatase 2
Exons: 7
Coding region: 614-1402 (262 amino acids)
Molecular function (GO): RNA polymerase II CTD heptapeptide repeat phosphatase activity
Source: RefSeq, a predicted model, not a curated record